AUGUCUCACGCUACCGUCCACGUCUCUGGCAUCUCGCCAUCAACCUCCGAGAAGGAGGUUCGCGACUUCUUCAGCUUCUGUGGAAAGAUCGUCACCCUCUCCAUCACACCAGUCUCCGGAGAGCCUGAUGCCCCCAAGUCCGCCACAGUGACUUUCGAAAAGCAAGCCGCCGCAAAGACUGCUCUUCUCCUCGACCAAACCCAACUCGGCACCUCCACAGUCCAUGUCGAAGCGGCCCAUGACAUCGACGACAUCGCCGGAGCCGAAGGAACAACCUCCGAGGCCAAAGAAGAUGAGCACGACAUCGCCCAAGAAGAUAAACCCCGCUCCCGCAUCCUCGCAGAGUACCUGGCCCACGGAUACGUAGUCAGUGACCAGGCGCUCCAACAAGCCAUCACCCUGGACAAGAAGCACGGCGUCUCAAACCGCUUCACUACCGCCCUCGCAAACUUCGACAAGAAGUUCAAUGCCAGCGAGCGUGCCAAGGGUCUUGACGAGAACUACCAGAUCUCUAACAAGGCCAUCUCCGGCUGGCGAGGACUGAGCUCCUACUUCGAGAAGGCUCUCGAGCAUCCCUCCGGUCAGAAGCUGCGGGACUUCUACGUUCAGACUGAUAAGCAGGUGCGCGAUAUUCAUGCCGAGGCGCGUCGUCUUGCGGAUCUGAAGCAGGGGAAGAGUGGUGAGGAGGCUGCCACCUCUGCUGAGCCGGCUGCCGCCGCUUCUGAGCCUAAGGCGUAG
Penicillium bovifimosum is the source of this 738-nucleotide messenger RNA. RefSeq names its product putative actin cytoskeleton protein (VIP1) (gene vip1). Bases 1 to 738 code for a protein of 245 amino acids. NCBI's taxonomy places the organism in Eukaryota, Fungi, Ascomycota, Eurotiomycetes, Eurotiales, Aspergillaceae. Gene Ontology annotation, molecular function: RNA binding. The record is from RefSeq and is a predicted model, not a curated record. The transcript has 3 exons.